AUGGCGGCGUCGGCGAACUCUUUCCUUGUCGGAAACAAUACUCAGGUCCCUACUCUAAAACCCAAAUCCACUUCUCAAUCUCUUCUCCACCUCAACAAACCAACCACCGUCAAUCUCGCCGGAAAAUCCAAGCCAGUCGCGGUUAAAUGCGUCGCCGCAACGACCCAUGUUCAAGACGGAGCUAGAUCCGGCUCCGUCGGAUCCCAAGAACGCGUCUUUAACUUCGCGGCGGGUCCGGCCACUUUGCCGGAGAACGUUCUCCUCAAAGCGCAGGCGGAUCUAUACAACUGGCGUGGAUCCGGCAUGAGUGUGAUGGAGAUGAGUCAUAGAGGGAAAGAGUUUCUCUCGAUUAUACAGAAAGCUGAAUCGGAUCUUCGGAAUCUACUGGAGAUUCCAUCGGAAUAUUCCGUUUUGUUCUUACAAGGAGGUGCAACGACUCAAUUCGCUGCUUUACCUCUCAAUCUCUGCAAGUCUGAAGAUACAGUCGAUUUCGUUGUUACUGGUUCGUGGGGAGACAAAGCUGUGAAAGAAGCGAAGAAAUAUUGCAAGACCAAUGUGAUUUGGUCUGGUAAAUCUGAGAAAUACACGAAAGUUCCAUGUUUUGAUGAGUUGGAGCAGAGUAUGCACGCCAAGUAUUUGCAUAUAUGCGCCAAUGAAACUAUCCAUGGUGUUGAAUUCAAAGAUUACCCUGUUCCUAAAAACCCUAAUGGGUUCUUGGUUGCUGAUAUGUCUUCUAACUUCUGUUCGAAACCAGUUGAUGUGUCAAAAUUCGGUGUGAUUUAUGGUGGUGCACAGAAGAAUGUUGGUCCUUCAGGUGUUACAAUUGUGAUCAUUCGUAAAGAUUUGAUUGGAAAUGCUCGAGAUAUCACUCCUGUGAUGCUUGAUUACAAGAUCCACGACGAAAACAGCUCGUUGUACAAUACGCCUCCUUGUUUUGGGAUUUACAUGUGUGGUCUUGUGUUUGAAGAUUUGUUGGAACAAGGUGGAUUGAAAGAAGUUGAGAAGAAGAAUCAGAGGAAAGCUGAUUUGCUUUACAAUGCCAUUGAAGAAAGCAAAGGCUUUUUCAAAUGUCCUGUUGAGAAAUCAGUGAGGUCUUUGAUGAAUGUGCCUUUCACAUUGGAGAAAUCUGAAUUAGAAGCCGAGUUCAUCAAAGAAGCCACGAAGGAGAAGAUGGUGCAGCUUAAAGGUCAUAGAUCAGUGGGAGGUAUGAGAGCUUCUAUUUACAAUGCAAUGCCUUUGGCUGGUGUUGAAAAGCUUGUUGCUUUCAUGAAAGAUUUCCAAGCAAAACAUGCUUGA
This is a messenger RNA of Arabis nemorensis, 1296 nucleotides long. The record is from the annotation of a GenBank genome assembly. Lineage: Eukaryota; Viridiplantae; Streptophyta; Magnoliopsida; Brassicales; Brassicaceae.